Molecule: messenger RNA, 1673 nt
Organism: Epinephelus lanceolatus (giant grouper)
Lineage: Eukaryota; Metazoa; Chordata; Actinopteri; Perciformes; Serranidae
Product: N-acetylneuraminate lyase-like
Molecular function (GO): lyase activity
Source: RefSeq, a predicted model, not a curated record
AACAACUCUGACGUACUUGAAACACGAGUUAUACCGGAAGAUUUCUCCAAAAAUACACUUUAAUUGAUGCUCUCAUCGCUCAGAAGAAGAGCCCCCCUUUCAGAUAAUAAUGUCAUGGCCUCCUCUGCUGAUAAAAAGCUGACAGGAGUAGUUGCAGCCACGUUUACUCCACUGACCCCAGAAGGCGAGAUCAACCUCACACAGAUUGGACCUUAUGUUGACUACUUGAAAGAGAAGCAAGGUGUGAAAGGUAUUUUUGUGAAUGGCACCACCGGAGAGGGCGCGUCUCUCAGCAUUGAGGAGAGGAAGAUCCUGGCUGCUGAGUGGUGUCAGAAAGCCAAGGGGAAAAUCGAUCAUGUGAUUGUGCAUGUCGGCUGCAUGAGUCUUAAAGAUUCCCAAGAUCUGGCUCGCCAUGCAGCACAGAUCGGGGCUGAUGCAAUAGCAGUCAUUUCCCCCUCCUUCUUCAAGCCCAGCUCUGCAGAUGUCUUGAGGUCGUACCUUAAGGAAGUGGCUUCAGUUGCCCCAACUCUGCCCUUCUAUUACUAUAAUUUUCCAGCUCUCACUGGUGUUAAUGUGCCAGUAAGAGAUUUGUUGGAAGGUAUUAAGGAGCUCAUUCCCUCCUUCAGAGGUGUGAAGUUCAGUGGGACAGACCUGAUGGACUUUGGUCAGUGUGUCAGCAACAGUCAGCCUGACUGGUCCUUCCUCUACGGCGUGGACGAGCAACUGCUCGCAGCUCUGGUUCUGGGAGCCCACGGAGCAGUUGGCAGCACAUAUAACUACAUGGGAUGUCAUGUCAACAAGCUCAUAUCAGCGUUUGAGAAAGGCGACCUUGUUGAAGCCAGGACGAUACAGUUCAAGGUGCAAGAGCUGAUCAGUUAUGCCAUAAAAGUUGGCUUUGAUGUUGGAGUGAACAAGCAGCUGAUGAGUGAGGUGUCGGGCUUGAGUCUCGGGCCCCCUCGACUCCCUGUGAAGACAUGUCUUCCUGCUGAUGCUCUGUCCAUUGCAGAGAAAUAUUACAGCAUUUUUUCCUGAACAAAGCACUGGUCAAACUGGACUGUCGAACUCUCUCAAUAACUCAGCACACCAAUUCUGAUGAAGACAUUUAACAUUGCAACAUGUUUUGAUUGUUUUUCUUCCUUUAAAAUCCCAGUUAUGGAAAAACCCAGACUUUAAGAUGACUCUAUCAGAGGGAGGAUAACGGACAGAGGAGGCAUUACUGGUAUGAACACUUUCACUCCAGAAAAUGGAAAAGGUAACAUCUGAGUUGUCAAAAGGGAGCAUAAAACACUCACAAAUGAGAUUCAGCACUUGUUUCAGGUAAAUUUUAUACCAUAAAUUUCUUACUAUUGUGCAAUGAUCCAUUUUUAGGUUCACAUUUAAAUCUACUAUGUUCUGUUCCUGGCAAGUUUCAAAAUGACAAAGCCAGAUUAUCUCUAAGACCUGUACAAGUGUGUGUGAGACAGUGAGUGUGUCUCAUGGUGCCUAAUCAGAUGGAAAUUCUGCAUUUCCUGUUUUUAACCUGCUUUCUAAGUCUGUAUUUCCAAACAUUUCCCUAAGACAUGAUGGUUUGCUGCUGUUUUUGGCCUGAGGUUACUACACUUUUCUGAAGAUGUUUGAUUAUUUGCAUGAGCUGAUAAUGAAAAUUGAAAAUAAAAAUAUACUGUGGAUUCUCU